Chelonus insularis is the source of this 5229-nucleotide messenger RNA. RefSeq names its product GTPase activating protein and VPS9 domains 1 (gene Gapvd1). Gene Ontology annotation, cellular component: endocytic vesicle; cytosol. Gene Ontology annotation, molecular function: small GTPase binding; guanyl-nucleotide exchange factor activity. The record is from RefSeq and is a predicted model, not a curated record. Bases 234 to 4832 code for a protein of 1532 amino acids. NCBI's taxonomy places the organism in Eukaryota, Metazoa, Arthropoda, Insecta, Hymenoptera, Braconidae. The transcript has 4 exons. Gene Ontology annotation, biological process: vesicle-mediated transport; regulation of GTPase activity.
CUUGCGGCCAUUUGUCUUGUAAAAAAUUCUAACCAAAAAUAGGAAAUGGUUGUCUACUAGUUAAUGGUCUAUUGUAAUUCAUAAAAAAUAGUAACUAACUAUUUUCUUUUGUUGUUAAAAUCAUAUAUACGUAUGUGUUAUGUAGUUUUACGUUUCUAUUAUUAUAAAAAAACCUUUAUAUAUUUAUUUUGGAUAAUUUAAACGAAAAUUAUCAUCUAUAAUUUUUUUUAGCUAUGUCAUCAAUGAAUAGUGUUGAGUCUUUUGGAACUUUACAGUGGGAUAUGUUAGAGUUAGCAGCACAUUUACGUCAAGAGCGUUUAUUCGUUAACGCUGAGCAACAAAAUCUGCAAACUCUUAAUGAGAAAGUUUUAUACAUAUCAUCAGAUUUAGCUCAGUUAACAUGGGUGACUGAUCAACAAAGGGUAAAUUUAAAUAGGUUGAUUGUUUCAAGGCCAGAUUCUACACCUGCAUCUUGUUGUCAACGAGCAAAUACUCUAGAAAAUUCUCAGUUUGUUGAUGCGUAUAAACAUUUAAAAUAUCAAUCAUGUUUAGCAUAUGGCGAAUUUCUUGGAACGUUAAGGAAAUCACCAAAACUUGUUGCUUCUUGUCUUGUAGAAGGUGAUAAAUUAGUUCCCGAUUCCAUUCAAAGUAUAAUACAGUCACUUUCUGCUGGAUUAUAUGGAAGUUGUUUACUACCUGAGGAUAAACUAUUUGUGUUGAAAUUAUUGAGGCAUUUGAUGUUUCUACAAAUAGUUCCCUCUGAUAACCCUAGAAGAUUAUUAAGACAUGGAACCUGUGCUUUUUCAAGAUUUUACUCUGUUUUUCAUGAAAGUCUUUUCUCAGCAAAGCUCUUUCUCACAGCAGCCCUUCACGAACCGAUAAUUCAGUUGUUAAUGGAAGAUGAAAUGUUUCUUGAUAUUGAUCCUGAUAAAGCAGCUAUCAGAUUUCCACCUUCUGAAAGAUUAAAGAAAUUCGGAAAAGAAGGAACGCCUGAGUAUCAAUCUAAGUUAUUACGGUAUCGACUUUGGACUGUUAAUUCUUUGGUGCGAAUAACUCAAAGAUUUAUUGUAAGUAUACGAGAAAAUAUGUAUUGCUUUCCAACUAGCGUUAGUUGGCUUGUUAAACAAAUGGCAGGAUUGCUGAACAAAAAUAGUAAUAUUGAACCCAAAGAAGUACACGCAAUGUGUACUGAUCUAGUAUUUACUUACUUUAUUUGUCCUGCAAUUGUGAAUCCUGAGCCUUAUGGAAUAACUGAUGCACCGAUAAGUUAUGUAGCCAGAUUUAAUCUCAUGCAAGUUGGACAAAUAUUGCAAAUGUUAUCAUUAAUGAAAUAUCAAACAAUCGACAAUAAAGUUAUAGAUUUAUAUAGACGGUUUGAGAAAGAUUCUAUUUCUUCGAUAAUUGAUGCAAUGCUAGAAGGUACUACUGAAGAAUUAGAUGAUGAACCACCUGUUGUAGAUAACACUAAACUUCAAGGACUUUGUCGAUCUGCAGCACUUUUUACGGAAAAUGAAUUAAAUAAUUUAAUUGUAUUUUUACAUACAGUAAAUAAUGAAAAUAACAAAGAAUCUUCUGCUUUUUCGCACAAUAGUUUAGAUCGAAAACAAUUAUGUGAUAUGCUUGCUCAAUUACCCAGUGGAACAGUUAGUUCAAACAAAAUUAUUCAUCAAUCAUCUCCUGAAACUCCUAGCAAACGAGGUGGUUUUCUAGGAAAAGUAAAUCGAGGACGAGGAUCAAGGAUAUCUGUACCUUCAUCUCCCGGAAUUGCAACUGAUGGAACAGAGGAUAUGAAUGGUGCAUCAGGUACUGAAGAAGAGUAUAUUGAUAAAGCGAUUCAAGAAGUACUGGUCAUUCCAUUUGGACCGGCAAUUACUGAAUCCGUUGGUAUGCUCAGUGAACAGAAAAUUCUUUGUAUGGACAUUCAAAAUAAUGUAGAAGAAAGUGUUCCAGUUACUUUAACUCUUGAUACUGAUUUAACUACUAAUAAUGAUCGCAGAGAUACUAAUGGACCAGAUCGUAUUGAAACUCAAGAAAAAAGAACUCGUUUUUCAUUGUCUCAUGAUGAAGUUUUGUUCGAAGGUUCUAUAGGCAACACUUCAGAUAAUUUAGAAGUUGUUUCAGAAGCUGCAUCUAAUCACAGUGUUGCUUCUUCAUUGGAACUUGAAACCGAAGAUCAAAAUGAUAAUUUAUCUGAUAUGGUAUCUGCAAAUGUAUCAGGAAGAGGAACUCCAAAUAUAUCUGGAAGAGAUACACCAUCAUCUCAAAUUACUGAAGGUGAUGAUGUACGAGCAGGAGGUGAAGCUAGACAAUUGGAUUUACCACCACCUACUAUUCCAACAAAACAAAGUCGUUCAGAAAUCGAUGAUAAAUUUUGCAAGUUUGAGAUAAAGAAACUUAUUGAAGGUGAUGAAACAGUUUCAUUAGUGUCUGAUACUUGGUCUACAGAUGUUUUGGCAUCAGAUAGUGAAAUAGUGGAACAACAAGAGCGAUUUCCUUUUCCACCACCAACAGAAGCACCACCCGUUCUUCCUCAAGAACCUCCUCAGGGUAUGUUAGAUGUAAGUGAAACUGCUUCUGAAGCAUGGAGUACUGAUGUUCUUGCUAGUGAUUCUGAAAGAUUAACAGAAGUAGAUACUGAUGAUACAGCAAGUGUCGCAAGAUCUGAUGAUACUGCAAGAUCAGAAUUUGAAAGUCGUGGUGAACCAGAUGGUGGUGAUGAACCAACAUAUUCUCCAAGUUUACCGAUAGGUACAGUAGUCGAAGGUGCUGGUACUCUUUUCAGGCCAAUUAGAGUUGAGCCCGCCAAUCGAGCACCAAUACCACCAUCACCAACAGUGUCGACACAUUCAAAUGUAACUGGACAGGGUGGUACAGCAUCUGAUUAUCGAAGGAGUACUAUGGAAUACGUUGAUAACAAUGCUAAUAACGUUAGCAAUAUGGAAUACGGUAAAUCUGUUGCCGAAGAUAGAUUAAUUCAUUUAAUAGAUAAAUUACAUAUUGAUAAUGGAAAAAACAACAAUGAAUGUCAGAGCUUAAGCAGUCACAUCGGAGCAGCAGCAGUCGCACCUACAUUAUUGCUAGCGAAUCAUAUAUCAGCACCAUCAUUGCCAGAAAAGUUACCAAACGGUGGUAUUAAAUUAGAAGAAUUAGAUGGAUGUAGUGCUAGUAAUAAUGACGUUGUUGUAAGACUUAGUUCGGCUAGUUUGACAUCAAGCAGUAGCUCUGGUUCAGAGUCACGAUCAAAAAAUGCAUUGUCAACUCCUGAAAUAUUAUUUCCACAACCCUUAACUAAUGGUGGAAAUGAUGUUACGGAUAACCGUAAUAAUAUACCAAAACCAAGUAUUUCAACUGGAGCUAUUCCAAAAAGUAUAAGCUUUGAUAUGACAGCAACUAGAGGAGACAAAGAACUUUUGGAUGAGGAUCAAAAAAAUAAAAGAGGAUUUUUUUCCAAAUUUAAAAUGUCUCUUCGAAAUAGAAGGGGUAAAUCACCGAGAGGAACUGACGAACAAAGAUUUUAUGACAGAGAUGUUGGUCCAGAUGGGGUAGAUGUCGGAAGACAGAGAUUACGGCGAAUAAUGUCAGAAGAUGUUUCUUCAAGUUUAAAUACCAAUAAUGAUAGUAGCGAAGAUAUUCUAGCUAAAUACCGUAGAAAACCGAGUGCAGCGAGCGAUACAGCAUCCGUAGAGAGCAGUCAAUCAAGAACAAAAGAAGUUGAAGAUGAAAGACUUUUAAUUGAUCCCAAUAACGUUGAAAUAUCAUUCGCAUUCAGUGAUGCAAAGAGAAAGUUACGAAUGGUACUUAGUACUGCAGAUUUACAGCAUAUUUCAUGGAAUGUUUCUUCAGACAGAAAUACUUUAGUACAAAAAGAAAAUGAACUAGUAGCUUUUUUACAAUUGCAGUUAGCUGAAGCUAUUAAUCUUCAGGAUCGUCCUUUAAUUGCUCAUCUUCAUGAAACUUUACGUUGUGUAAGACUAUUUAAUGAUGAUGGAUGUCGAAAACUCUUCAAAUCACUUAGAGAAGAUUAUCAGAAGAGAUCGCCUUAUAUUGCUUAUUUAAUUAGAUGUCGACAAGGUUUGUUGUCUACUUUAGCUCAUCUUGAACGAUUGAAUGAAAGAAUAAAAUGUGAUAGAGAUGCUGUUAACAGUCAUCUAGUUGCUGUUUGUGUCAGAGUAUUUUUAGAAAAAAGAGAGUCUCAAGUUUUACGAUUUUGUGAUGAAUUUCAAAAACUCAAAGUAGCUGAUGAAAAGCAGGAUUUGCUUGAUAAUUUCUUGGGAAAAAUCCACACUGAAAUGGAUAAUGAUCCCAUAUGGCAAGUUGCUAGUGAAAGUCAAAUUGAAUUAGCGAAAAUGGUAGUUGAGCGAACAAUAAUGGCCCGUGUAUAUCACAAUGCAUUAUAUCCUAAUGGAGAUGGUGACAUUUACAGAGACCAAUUGUUGCAUGAUCACAUUAAAAAAUUGUCUAAAGUCGUAACACCAAAUCACAAGGAUUUAAGAAUCCCAAAGAUUUAUCAUUAUGAAUGCCCAUGGCCGUGGGCUCAAGCUGAAUUAGCAGUAAUAUCUGCAUACAAGACCCCAAAAGAUAAAUUACAAUGUGUUUUUAGAUGUGCAAAAACUAUAAUUCAUUUAUUGUCAAUGGCAUCUGAAAGAGGUAUUCCAGCAGCAGAUGAUUUAAUUCCUGUUUUAGUAUACAUUAUCAUUAAGACCAACCCGCCUUCAUUAUUGUCAACAGUGCAAUAUGUUGAUAGCUUCUAUGGUAAUCGAUUAGAAGGUGAAGAACAAUAUUGGUGGACCCAAUUUUGCUCAGCUAUUGAAUUUAUCAAAACAAUGGAUUGAAAAUAAUAUAAAAUUGUGAGUGGUUACGUAAUAUUUGCUAAUCAUAACACACACGAUAUGUGAUGAGGUAACAUGUUAUUCUUAAAGAACAAUAAUAGUAAUUUUAUUUGCUUUUAGAUAAUUAUGUAUAAAACUUAAAACUAUUGAACAAUGGCAUUCCUAUGACUCAUAUAAAUUAAUGCAAAAAAUAAUUCGGAUACAUAAAAUGAUAUUUUGUUGAUUUAAUUUUGUUGAUUCAAUGUCGGUGCACUAUUUAAUCAGAGCCAUUAUUGAUCAUAUGGCUACUUGAAUGUAUCCAAAAUUCUAAUAAUUAUCAAACAACACAACUUUUGAAUAUUUAUACAAAAAGCCAAUAGCAAUAUAUGAUUAUUAUUUUUUAUAAUUAUCUUUUUAAAUG